UGCACCUCGUCCUUUUAUUCCCAUGAUUCUGCGCGGCGAAUCCCUUUGCACAAUUUCAAGAUGGCGGACAGACCAGUUCCCGUAGUUGAGAAGCGGCUGUUGGACGUGAAACUGGGUGAACUGGGAACCUGGCUUGGAGGUCGCGACUUCAGUCCCAACGGUCUCAUCGCAGCCAUUCGCAGGGGCCAUGAGAGAUACUACAGCAAGUACAUCGAUGUGAAGAGAGGAGGCAUCGGUGGUGUCGCCAUGGUGCUCGGGGCCUACGUGGUACUGAGCUACGUGUGGCAAUACGACCACAUCAAACAUGAUCGCUGGAGGAAGUACCACUAAGCCCUUUCAGCAGAAAUCAGGCCUUGAACCUCUUUCUUCUCCCAACUGUUAAAUAUGUGACCAAUAAACAAUACUAAGAUUUA
Plectropomus leopardus (leopard coralgrouper) is the source of this 413-nucleotide messenger RNA. It is a transcript of the gene atp5mf, whose product is annotated as ATP synthase membrane subunit f. Gene Ontology annotation, biological process: proton motive force-driven mitochondrial ATP synthesis. Gene Ontology annotation, cellular component: proton-transporting ATP synthase complex. Gene Ontology annotation, molecular function: proton-transporting ATP synthase activity, rotational mechanism. The record is from RefSeq and is a predicted model, not a curated record. Lineage: Eukaryota; Metazoa; Chordata; Actinopteri; Perciformes; Serranidae.